AUGCACACCAACCGUAAAAGCAGCAGCAGCAGCAGUAGCGAAGAACGGUUACCACGGCGAUCCAACUCAUUUGGCGGCCAUAACAAACGAUCGCUGGUAGCUUCCCUGACACACGUAAUUCCAACCAACAAACAAAGCUCACUCGACCUCAGUUCGUCAUCAGCCCCAGCAUCCGAAAUACCCUAUAUUGCACAAGAUAGCAACGCUGAAAUCCAUGAUCUCGCAUUAUUCCGACCGUCCUAUGGCGGUGUCAACAUCUCCGCCGUGUGGGAAAACUGUACGAUGCGUGGCUGGAUGACCAAGCACAUUCCACCGUCGUACUCGUUCACAAAGACGAAAAAGCAGCGUUAUGUCAUUCUAGCAGACCGGAUGCUUUAUACGUUCAAGACAGAAACACCGACAUCACAUUAUCGCGAAUUUUUCGAGUUGACCAAGGACACGAGUGUGUUUGUCACGGAUUAUAUAACAGGGGUCAUGUAUUGCAUUGAAGUGACGAAAUUGGCCGGAGAGAAAAAGAGCUGGUAUUUGCAGUGCGAAACUGCCGAGCAUAUGAAAAUGUGGCUGGAUCGGUUAAAGAAAACGGUUGCUUGGUUACGCGAUGACAAACUGCGCAAACGAGUCGUGACGAAUCAGUACGAGUGGGACAAUGCUUCAGUCAAUAGUCGCAUGAGUGUGCCGCCGUCUCAUCAUCACCCGCACCAGACAUCAUCAUCUGCUCCGCUCCAUCCUUCUUCUAUACCACCACAACAGCCGCCACCGCGAUCCGCGCCGCCACCACCUCCUAUUUCUUCUUCUUCUACUACAGCCAUGCACUUUCAAAAGUUUGAAUUCUAA
Molecule: messenger RNA, 834 nt
Organism: Zychaea mexicana
Lineage: Eukaryota; Fungi; Mucoromycota; Mucoromycetes; Mucorales; Lichtheimiaceae
Exons: 2
Coding region: 1-834 (277 amino acids)
Source: RefSeq, a predicted model, not a curated record